Messenger RNA from Nerophis lumbriciformis (worm pipefish), 2052 nucleotides. NCBI's taxonomy places the organism in Eukaryota, Metazoa, Chordata, Actinopteri, Syngnathiformes, Syngnathidae. The record is from RefSeq and is a predicted model, not a curated record.
AUGUUGCUUUUGUUGGGUCUGCUUUGGCUACAACGCUGCUGUGGUCACAGCCUCUUUACCUGCGAACCAAUUAAGGUUCAUCGUUGUAUGGGGAUGUCCUACAAUAUGACUUUCUUUCCUAACAUGAUGGAACACUAUGAUCAGGGUGAUGCGGCCAAUAAAAUGGAGCCAUUCAUGCCCCUAGCAACUCUUCGUUGUUCUCCAAAUGUCCAUCACUUCCUGUGCCAGGCCUUUUUCCCAAAAUGCACUGAAGAGAACAGAGUGCUACAUCCUUGCAAAGAGGAUUGUGAGGCUGUUAUGUUCGAUUGUCAGGAGAACAUUCGGAUUUUUGGCAUCAUCUGGCCUCCUGAGCUACAGUGUGACAAACUUGACUCAUGCGCUCUUCAAGAUAAUUCCAAGCUUCCUGCAACCACUCCAAUGAUCUCCACAUCUGCGAAGAGAGACUUAGGCUUUUGGUGCCCACUACAGUUGAAAGCCAAAUCUGGGCACGGUGCAUCAUUCCUGGGCGCUCCAGACUGUGCUCCACCUUGUUCCAAUAUGUAUUUUAAACCCCACGAUAUUGAAUUCGCCAAGAGCUUUAUUGGCGUUUGCUCCAUUAUCUGCUUGGGUGCCACUCUCUUUACCUUCCUUACUUUCCUCAUUGAUGUCAAACGCUUUCGUUACCCCGAGCGUCCCAUAAUAUUUUAUGCUGUUUGCUACAGCUUUGUGUCACUCAUAUACUUCAUUGGUUUCCUGCUGGGUAACAGUGCAGCCUGUAGCAAGGCAGUCCAUCCUACUAGUGUGGACACAGUUGUUAUAGGCUCUCAGAGCAAAGGCUGCACAGUACUUUUUAUGCUUCUCUACUUCUUCUCAAUUGCUGGAAUUGUCUGGUGGGUCAUACUCACCAUCACCUGGUUCCUGGCAGCUGGACCCAAAUGGAGCUGUGAAGCCAUAGAGAAAAAAGCGGUGUGGUUCCACUCUGUUGCCUGGGGAAUCCCUGGGGCAUUAACCGUCAUGCUGUUAGCGCUGAACAAGGUCGAAGGGGACAACAUCAGCGGGGUUUGCUUCGUGGGACUGUACGAUCUGGAGGCCCUGCGCUACUUUGUUAUCGCUCCCCUGUGUGUGGGUGUCAUAAUUGGGCUCUUCCUCAUCCUUGCGGGCAUUAUUUCUCUUAAUCACGUGAGGCAAUUUAUCCAACACGAUGAGCGCAACCAGGAGAAACUCAAAAAGUUCAUGAUACGCAUUGGCGUGUUCAGUUGCCUCUACUUGGUCCCACUGAUCACCUUGUUAGCUUGCUACACAUAUGAACAGAGUCAACGCAGCACCUGGGAGAACACGUGGAUUAAUGACCACUGCCAAGAAUACAGCAUCCCAUGCUCAUAUAAGAAAACCGAGCUUGAGCGUCCUGAUCUCUCUCUGUUCCUGGUUAAGUACUUGAUGACCCUAGUUGUAGGAAUAUCUGCAGUGUUCUGGGUCAGCAGCAAAAAGACCUGUUCUGAGUGGGCCUACUUCUUCAACAGGACUCGCAAAAGAGAUCCCAUAAGUGAGAGCCGACGAGUACUCCAGGAGUCCUGUGAGUUCUUCCUCAAGCAUAACAGCCGUGUCCAGCACAAGAAGAAGCACUACAAGUCAACCUCACAUAAACUCAAGGUCAUCUCAAAGUCUAUGGGCACAAGCACUGGCGCCACACCAACUAGUGCCUCAAUUGGUGCAGGAACCUCACCUCUGGAAAAUCAUGAGCCCAACACCCAGGGCUAUGUAAGGGAGCACCUGGACAAGGGUACUUCUAGCCGAAGCUCCAGGCGUGAAGAUGGAGAUCGAGAGCGAGAAGGAGGAGAGAGACGGAGCAAAGGGGGGAGUUCCAGUAAAGUUAGUUGCCAUUCAGGGAAUUUACAUAGCAAAGUACCAGAUGCAAGGAUGACACCAAAGAGUGAGCAGUCAGAUGUCAAACCAGUUCCAAUUGCGCACCAGCAUUCAGCUUUAAGUCCAUCACCAAGUAUUGAUGACGCCACCCACCAGCAGGUGCCCAAAGUGUGUGAGGAGAGAAAAGACACAAAGGACAGCAACUGCUGA